AUGAUGGUGGCAUCCAUCCUUGCCUUCGCCCUGCUCUUCGGUUCCAUGCUGGGCCAGAGAUGCAAUACCAGGUUGGGUGUCAUAAAUACCAAUUUCCUCAUCGAGAAGCUCAAGAACGACCCACCCUCAAAAUGCAGCUGCAGUGGCAAUGUGACUGACUGCGUGUGCCCUUCCAUCCCGUCUGAUGAUUGUGCCACACCGUGCUUCCAGGAAGGACUGUCACAGGUGAUCAAUGCCACACAGAGAACAGAACUCUUGAUUACUUUCUAUCAAGUGAAAAAGACGGUUGAAACCCUAAAGAAUAGCAAGUGUCCGCUUUUUUCCUGUGAAAAGCCGUGCAACCAGACCACAGCAGGCAACACACUGACAUUUCUGAAGAGUCUCCGGAAGACGUUCCAGAAGACGCAGAUGGGAGUGCCGAAAAAAUGA
Messenger RNA from Psammomys obesus (fat sand rat), 429 nucleotides. It is a transcript of the gene Il9, whose product is annotated as interleukin 9. NCBI's taxonomy places the organism in Eukaryota, Metazoa, Chordata, Mammalia, Rodentia, Muridae. The record is from RefSeq and is a predicted model, not a curated record. Bases 1 to 429 code for a protein of 142 amino acids. The transcript is spliced from 5 exons.